UGCUAGCCGGUGCAUGAAUGAAACCUACAGGACCUUAUAGGCGGCAGAUAUGGAGCUCAAAAUUCAAGUAACGCUACCCUUUCUUCUUGUUCAGGUACUGCUACAAGUAUUUGCAAUGAAUUUGGACUGCACACCUGGAUUCCAGAAGAAGAACUAUCAAGUCCUUCAGUCGUCAGAUUUUAAAAAGGACCAGUUCAUUCUGAAAGUGCUAUUUGAUGACUGCAAUGGGAAUGAAGGGCUGGAGUUUUCAAUUUCUAACCCAGACUUUCGGGUUGAAGCAGAUGGAUCUGUGUUUGCUGUAAAAGCAAUGGCAGCCAGUGUGCCAGGAUUCCUCAUCCAGGCAACGUCUGUUCAUGCGCAGGACUUGGCUGAAGUCAGGAUUGUGGGAGAAGAAGACAAUCGUAGUAGUGUUUUAAAGGAGAGCCUGAAAAUUGGAAACACCUCUAUUCUCCACAGAAGAAAAAGAUCUUUGAUAGCCCCUCCCAUAUCGUUCCCUGAGAAUCAAAGAGGACCAUUUCCCAAAGUUAUUGGACGGGUAAUAACUGACAGGCAAGACGGCAUAAAAUUUCAACUUCAUGGUAAGGGCGUGGACGAGGAACCAAAAGGUGUUUUCAAAAUCAAUGACCAAUCUGGAGAAAUCAUUGUCACCCGUUCCCUGGAUCGCGAGGAGAUGGACAUGUAUAUUCUGCAAGUUGAAAUUACCGAACCCACUGGGAAACUCCUUGAAGGACCAGCCACCCUGUACAUCACGAUUAUUGAUCAGAAUGAUAACAAACCUCUCUUCAGGGAAGGACCGUACGUGGGCCAUGUCCUGGAAGCAUCCCCUACUGGAACUACAGUAAUGCGCAUGACAGCUUACGAUGCAGAUGACCCCAAUACAGACAAUGCAGUUCUGCGCUACAGCAUCAUUAAACAGACACCAGAGACACCAUCUCCGAACAUGUUCUACAUAGACCCGGAGAAAGGAGACAUUGUCACUGUAGUGCCGCCUUCAAUCUUGGACCGAGAGACUCUGGAAGUGUUGAAAUAUGAAUUGAUUGUCCAAGCUAAAGAUAUGGCAGGCAGUGAUGUGGGAUUGACAGGCACAGCAACGGCAACUAUCAUCAUCGAUGACAAGAAUGACCACCCACCUGUAUUCACCAAAUCUAUGUUCCAAGCUACAGUGAACGAAGGAUUUACUGGAAUUAUAGUGAAUCUUACUGUAGAAGACAAUGAUGACCCAGCUACUGGAGCUUGGAGAGCUGUCUACACCAUUAUCAAUGGAAACCCUGACAUGAACUUCAAAAUUGAGACAAAUCCGAAGAACAAUGAUGGAAUGUUAUUUGUUGACAAACCUUUGGAUUAUGAAAGAUCUGCAUUUCACACACUGCUGAUUAAGGUGGAAAAUGAAGAUCCAAUCAUGCCUGAGAUUAGUUAUGGUUCCAGUUCCACCACCACCGUGCAAGUCACCGUUCUUGAUGUGAAUGAGCCGCCUGUUUUCAAUCCGGACCCAACAAUCGUAGUCAAACCGGAGAACAUCCCAAUAGGCAGUGUUGUUGUGACAUUGAAUGCAACUGACCAAGAUAUCCUUCAGAAACAGACAAUUAAGUUUGCACAGUUUCAGGAUCCUGCUGGUUGGCUGGCGAUCAAUCCUGCAAAUGGCACAGUUACAACCAAAGCAGCCCUGGAUCGAGAAUCUCCUUAUGUCCAUGACAGCCAAUACACCUCCUUAUUCCUUGCGAUUGAUAAUGGUGUUCCUGCUGCUACUGGCACUGGUACCUUGAUUAUCACCAUGCUGGAUGUGAAUGACAACCCACCCUCCGUUUUCCCAACCACAGCAAAGUUCUGUGAGGAUACAAAAGAUGUCAACAUUGCUAUCUUGGGGGCAACAGACAAAGAUCUCCAUCCUAAUGCAGAUCCAUUCAAAUUUCAACUGGGCAAGCAACCUGGAAUUGAAAAAACCUGGAAGAUCACUCAAGUAAACAGUACCCAUGCUCAACUCAGACUCCUGCAGACACUGAAAAGAGCAAACUACAUUUUGCCAAUUGUAGUGACAGAUGGGGGAAAUCCCCCACUGACUAACAGUACAGAUGUUCUGGUGCAAGUCUGCUCCUGCAAGAAGAACAAAAUGGACUGCAGCUCAGCCAACUCUCUCCACAUCAGCGUCAUGCUCCUCCUGGCCUCUAUCAUCACGUUGAUCUGCCUGUAACAAGUGCUGAUGUUGGUGCUGCCUACUGAGUUGCUGCGGCAACAAGAAGGAAAAAAAAAGCCAAAUCCGAAGAGUUUACAGGAUUUACAGUUGCUCAAGUUCUAGACCUCCUUGCUCCAAGCACGCUUUAAUUUGUACCUUCACUAGUCUAUCAAACUGUGCUACGGUCAGUGACAGCCUCUGACCUUACUAGCUUCCACUAAUGGGUUCCACCUCUAUGAGCAAGUGUUGACGUUGCUUUACUUUGAAGUUAGACUGAACAACUAUGCAGAGGACUUGAGGACAGAAUACACAAUUAACCCAAUGCUCUGCUCCAGAAUAUUUUAAUUGUAAUGGCAUUGAAAAGAAGGAUAUUUUGUCAAAGCAAAACAUUUUCUACAGGAGACACUAUUUGGAAGCUAAGUAAGACAUGCUGUUGAUUCUUGUAAGGCAAAUUGUUCUCUGUGUGUCAAGGAAGUUUUAAGACAAAUUGUUCUAUCUGUGUGUCAAGGAAGUUAAACAUAGAUUGUGCGUAAGUGGUAAAUAUUGCUGUACAUGCUUUUGUUUCCCGUUUUCUUUUCUUUUCAAGCAGUAUUUUUAGGCAGAAUUAGAUUCAGUAACCUCUACACUGCCACAUACAGGACAGUACCACAUAUUGUGUUAAGAUUAUGAGCCUGUGCCAUCACUAACCACAUUUAAUCAAAAGUCUGCACAGCUUCAAAUUAAUGAACUUAAAUACCAAGAAAAGGGCGAGCAAAGGACAAUGUGCUUUAUUCUCGAAUAACUCAAGACUAAUGAGAGCUAAAUAUCCAGAUGACAUAAAUAUAGAUUCUGCUGAGAAAAGUGUUGUGGGCAGUUUUGUCAGAGUAGUUGCAAUGUUGCCAUGCUAAUUUGUGAUUUGGAUCUUUGAUACAAAUUAAAAGUAUUUGGCUCAGUGCUGUCUUAAACCGGUUUGGUUCUGUGUCACGAUGAGGCUUGUGAUAUAGUCCAGAUGGAAAUCACAAUACAGAAAUUUUCACAUUAAAUAUCUUGUAGCUUUACAUUUUGAGUAAUGACGACAAAUAGUUAUAUCAAUGCUCAAUAAGGAAAAUUACAACCAUCUGCCUAUUCCUUCAAUUUGACAUCACAUGAACGCAAGCAUAAGGACUGCAGGGGUCUCUUAGAGGAUCAUUGGCUGUUAGUCUUGGUGUUAUGGUAACUAUUUUUCAGACAAUAUUUUGGAAAUCUGCAGGUUGCAACUCAUUGCAACGUGCCCAGUAGUCUCCCAUGCCUUUUCCCUGUCUGUCAUAAAGAUGUUACCUAUCAAUGGCCUGUUGCAUUCACAUCGUUAAUUUACGUACUGUCCAUCAAAUCCAGCUCGCAGGCCCGCAAAAUGUUUGCCACCUUUACUUCACCACAAGUCUGCACAAUAGCCAUACCUCACAUGAAAGGUACAGCUGUAAUGCAAUUCUCUAGCGAACUUAAGUAAAAAACAAACUAUUGCUGCUGGAAGCAUAACCAAAAACAAAUAGUUUUAAAAGCUCCCUUUUCAAUUUGCAUGGUCCAAAGAAAGGAAGAAAUUUUAGAUACAUGGAAAGUUAUAGUUAAAUUGCUUAUAGAUGUGCACAUCUCUUCUUUCUUUCAGUUAUUCCACAUUUUACAUCAAGAGAUAGUUAUGUCUUCAUUAACGGCAAACCAUUUACUAUUUUGGGUUAAGAAACAGCCUUAUAUUAGAUUCCUUUUAAAUGGAGUAAAUAUAUGUGUGUGGUAACCACCAGAAGCCCAGAGGGAAUCACUAAUUAACCACCUUGUGAAGCUUGUUGAGUGCGAGUUCCUUUCGGCCUGCCCAAGUAGAACUCAUCACCUGAGUCUUUUAUAAAGCAGAACCAGUAGGAGGGGAAAAAAACUAAAACAGACCCAGGGAUGGCUUACAGAACUGUCUGUCCCGGCCUGAGACUAGCCUUUGCAUACCACAAUUUGUGGCUUUAUUUUGGUGUUCAACGAUAAACAAUGUUCCUUUCCAAUCGGGCUUCCUGAUUUAUAACCAUAUGUAACCCUGCUUUUGUUCUGGUAAUUCAAUGUCUUCUGAAAGAUGGAGAGUGUCCAAUUUCUUUAAAUUGUUUUUAAAGUCUCCUUAGCGACAAAAUAUCUUUCUUUUAUCCUUAUUGUUCUAUGAUAUUCGAUAUUAUGUGGUUUUCUACAAAAAUUAACUCGAGUCCUAGUCUUCAGGAUAAUUACUACUGUUGUGAGCCAAUUAGCAAUUUAAAUAAUAUCAAACAUUAGAGUGGAGAAUAAUUACAACAAUUAAACUAAGAUAUCAACUUCAGUAUUAAGAGAUGAGAUUUUGAAUAUGGUCUAUGAAUCAGUAUUAGAAGAUAUUUGUUAUUGACAGCCAUCAAGAUCACCAAUGAACUGAGGUUAAUUUAAUCUUCUGCUGAAAUUGAAAAUGAGCACAAAAUUCUUCUUCUUUUGGUAAAAUUAAGUCGGCAAGUUCCACUGUUUUAAUCACCCAAUGAAAUGAAGUCAGUACUGGGACUCUAGCUCUUUAAUACCCUUGCAGUGUGGGAAGACUGAAAGGUGAUUUUGACCUUGUUUAACAGUAUGAAAUGACAACCUGUUUUACAGCUCUCCUGAUUUUUAUUUCCAUUCAUGUCAGUGGAAAUACAAUGAGGAGAGAUAAAGCAUGGAACGUUGACUUGCCAUCAGUCAUUUCACACUGUCACAAAAGCUACCCUGCAGUGUGUUAAAUUGCCACUAAACUCCAUGUACCUCAGAACAAAACAGAAAUAAUACAUUUAUGACCCUCAACUCCUAUAAGAUUGGUACAAAGUUGAAAUCCACAUGCAAAACAAAUAAUGUAACAACCUGAACAUGUAACAUAACAGUACAAUUUGGAAACUGAAGGAACAACAGUAAAUUAAUAAAUGUAGUUACCACAGAAAAUAUAACAAAUAAUUGCAUCUGCAUAGAGGUGGCAUCAGACGUUCUGACAAUACUGUGUUUGUAUAUUGGGUAAAUAGGGUUAAGGGCUUGUUUAUUUGUGAUUUGUGGAAAUUAGGUCUAUCCCUUACUGGUAGCAUCCGCAUGAUCUGGAAGUUAAUUUGCUGUAUUUUGCCAGCCUCAUGGAGAUAGUGGAAGCUGUAUUGGGGCAGUGUCAGGACAUUAGAGGGAAAGUUGUGUCAGAUUGUCUCUCUGUUGUUUUCUCAGGGGUAGGCUUGGAACAAGCUCGGCUGUCAGCUCCAAUUCAUGAAACCAACAGAGGCCACACUUAGGGGCCAUUUUGCAAUGACACUGGUAGUUUCUCGCUAAUGGAGUGGCCCCUGCCAAGUGUAGAGGCUGCCAGCUCAAUUGAAGUGACCACCCAGUAGUAAGCCACAUGGCCAUUGGAGCUAGAAUCUGCAUGCCCCAAUAGCAUUACCGCAGGAAUCAAAGGCUGUCUGCCAACUUGUCUGUAUGCCUGGGGUGGAGUUUCCUACACAUCCAAUGAUCCUACUGGUUUCAGGCUUCAUUGUUUGUUGCCAUCUCUGCAGGUAGAUGCCUAUAACAUGAUAUACUUUGGUGGCAGUUUUAGUCUGGCCUAGCAGUCUUAGCAGUGCCCAUUUAUCCCAGUGUGUUGCAGCCCUGACAGCAGUGGAAAUCCUCUACCUGGAAUCCACUUUCUGCCCAACCUCUUAAUGGACAGGGCUCCCAGUGGCAGCUUUAUAUUUAGACACCAGGGAAAAUUGCAUCAGUCAUCUCACUUCCUAGUUUCCAAUCCAGAGCUGAAGCCAAUUUCAGGAUUACUAUGUAACUGAGAAAAUACAGCCUAUAAUGUGCCACUGAGUUACCAUAUCAGAUCUGUGACUUUCCAUCAAAACUCAUGACUUCUAGUAGACAGGACAGGCGUGAAACAGUAACUCUGUUCUUCUCUGGGAAGGCCCAAACAUACAUUCCAUAGAAUGGAUGUCUAGAUGUUAACUUAUGCAAAGAUAAUGAGAGUUACUACGGGAAGAAAAUGUCUAUCCUAAUUUCUUGAAGAUAUAUUUAUAACUUUGCAUAAGUCCAAAGAUAUUCCCACACUCUGGUUGAGAUUUUAACUCACUCAAAAACCUUACGUAGCAUUGAAAUCAGGCCCACAUGCAAAAUUCUUAACUCUAUUAAUUAGAUACGUGCUUUAAAUUCCAAAACCCAAGUUCAAUUUGCACCAGACUGAUGGGAUAGAAGCUCUCGUAUUUUCCUGACACUAAGGCUCCUAUGUAUAAUGAGGACGAACAGUUCUCGUCCACUUUCCAGUGUAGGCUCGAGCACACAUCACGAAACAUUUCGCAAUUUGGCUCAGGCUAGCAAAAAAGUUUGACAGCUUCUCACAGGAAGGCAACAAAAAUUACUGUUAACGAAAAGGAACAGUAAACUGCUGUAGUUGCUAUUGGGCCCUUAUACAUGAGACUUUACAUCUAAUCACACCAUACUUGGUAAUAGAAAAGAAGCUUAUACUGAAAAUCUGACAUAGAAACAGAAAAGAAAAUACUGGAAAUAUUCAGCAUUUCAGGCAGCAUCUGUGAAGAAAAACAGAGUUAAUGUUUCAGGUCAACGAGGUUCCAUCAGAAUCACUUAUUCAGUAUUUUGCGCAUUUUUCAUCCUUGGUAACGCUUGUUGUUGAUCUGAUGGCGUGAAAUUUUAAAAAUAUUCUAAAAAUCAAACAAAUUUCCUUCACCUUGACCACAAAGAAGUACAUUUUAAAAAUAAUAUUCCCUGAUUUUGAAAAAGAAAGUCUUCUGUUCUUUCCUUUACACUGUUGCUUUGCAUGUACUAUUUAUCUUAAACGCUGCUUUUUACUUCCAUUGAGAAUUAGGGAGACUAAAAGGCUUAUGAAAAAACACUCGGUGUUCCAGAAGUUAAUUUUCUAUACAGACUGUUAAUGGAAGAUAUGGUAUGGCUUAUUACUAAGAAUGAAUUACAAAUAACCAUGCUUUAAACUGCCUUAAAUCUGCAGUACAUUAAACUCUGAGCAUCGGGGAAAGCAAAAACAUUUCAGACAAUCCCUUAGAGAGCAUUUUAGCAAACUGUAGUGAUGUUUUAAAAGGACAUGUAUUAACUAUUUAAACAAUCAGGGCAUAUAACAUGAUGUGGCACUCUAGGAGUUCAAAAUACUGUAGUACUUUAUUAAUUAUAGUUCCUCUUAUUAAAUGUUACUUGUGAAAUGAAUCUUGGUAUCUUUAUUGGUGAAUGUACAAAUGCAAACUGAUGCACAUUAUGUUUCAGAUGCACAUAUUAAAUGAGAUUUUGUUAUUAAAAAAUUAUAUAUAUUUUUUUCUCUAAGUUUUAAGGGUUAAACACAGCUGCCCUGAACCUAGCAUACCAACACUAACCACUUUGUUUUUAAUGGUUUGAACUUCAAAAAAAAGGUUCUGUCGCCAAAUUGAUCCAUUUGGAUAGAGGUGCUGUUGAUUACUUAAUUAAAACAUAUUUGCUGAAAUGCUUGCUGUUACUUAGCUGUAAUAAAUGUUACAUUCAUGAACAUGAUGUGAUUACAAAAGAACUUGUAUUUAUUUGUGCGAUGCUGAAAUAAAGGAAGUCUGGGAUUUUA
This is a messenger RNA of Rhincodon typus (whale shark), 7712 nucleotides long. RefSeq names its product cadherin 13, H-cadherin (heart) (gene cdh13). The coding region runs from base 50 to 2188 and encodes 712 amino acids. NCBI's taxonomy places the organism in Eukaryota, Metazoa, Chordata, Chondrichthyes, Orectolobiformes, Rhincodontidae. The transcript has 14 exons. Gene Ontology annotation, molecular function: cadherin binding; calcium ion binding. Gene Ontology annotation, cellular component: catenin complex; plasma membrane; adherens junction. Gene Ontology annotation, biological process: multicellular organism development; adherens junction organization; sprouting angiogenesis. The record is from RefSeq and is a predicted model, not a curated record.